This is a messenger RNA of Physcomitrium patens, 1638 nucleotides long. RefSeq lists its product as uncharacterized. NCBI's taxonomy places the organism in Eukaryota, Viridiplantae, Streptophyta, Bryopsida, Funariales, Funariaceae. The record is from RefSeq and is a predicted model, not a curated record. Gene Ontology annotation, molecular function: GTPase activity; GTP binding.
GCCUUAAUGGCGACCCUGGCUUGCUACGCUCCCGUCACGCUAAUUUUAAGCUCCCAGCCCACCUUUCCCACUCUCCCUGAUCCGUCGCCCCCUCGCCCUCGCUCGUUUCGUUUCACUGUCGCAUUCAAUUUCGCUCAGUCGUGGAUCCCACAUCACGCUCCCUGCAUGAAUAUAAUUCGCGGACCUGAUACUCUGUGGUCUUCGCCGUAGCUGGAUCCGUCUACUUGUGGGUUGGAGAUAAGGCAAUUGCGCCUUUUCUAGCGCUCGGUUAGGACGGCAACGGCAUUGCACUGGUGGCGGGGGGUGUUGAGAGCUUCGGUUAGGAAGCUGCUGGUGGUGGUGAUCGCUUAGUGCGACCGGUUCAGUGAGAUGUGAGCAUGGUGCACAGCGAUUGUGUCUUAGGUUGGUGAUCUAGUCGGCGCAUGUUGAUUGAGGUAUCAGGUGGUUUUAGGGUGGAAGAAAAGGGGGGGUGUUUAUGCGGGGGGGACGGUUGCGGGAAAGGAUGGCUGGUCUGAAGACUCCGUCGAAGAGCCCAGGCAAAAGAAAGAACGGGUUCGGGGUGUAUUACGAACAAAUACUAGCACGGCUCUUCAACCGUUUCGGACGCUACAAGAAUCACCAGAAGCUUCUCAUGCUCGGCAUCGAUGGCGCAGGGAAAACAUCCCUUCUACGAAAAGUUAAGCUCCUGGAGCCUCGUACCCAGCCUACCGUGGGCUUCAAUUUGGAAUCGCUUCAGUAUCGACAGCAGACGCUAGUCAUGUGGGACGUGGGCGGCCAAGAAAAGAUCCGCUCUCUCUGGCACCACUACUUCGUCAAGUCCCAGGCACUGAUCUUUGUUGUUGACAGCAGCGACCCCAGCCGAAUCCCGGAAGCCAGGAAAGAGCUCCAGAAGCUGCUUCACGAGACCGAGCUGAAAGACGCGAAGCUGCUGGUGUACGCCAACAAGCAGGACGUCCAGAAUUGCCUGAGUGUGUCCGAUUUGGCAGACAUGCUAGACCUGUCUCUAGUAGAGGAUCGGGAGUGGCAUGUGCAAGGUUGCAGCGCCAGCACCGGAAAGGGCGUCUACGAGGGUCUCGAUUGGCUGGUAGAAGUUUUGAAGCCUUCGUAAUAUCUAUUCAAGCUCUUCUCACCAAAGUCAAACCAUGUCACGAGAUGGCUACAAUAGGGACGACAGCAGCUAGAACUCCAAUCCCCCAGGCAUGGCGUCCUCCCUGCAAAUCCAAGGGAAGCGACGCCGACACCUGGUUGUUUCCAGACAUGUACAGCCUCAUCAAGGAAAAACGGCGCCAUUAUCUGUUCUUCAAUCGUGUUGUGGUGCAUGAGUAAGACGACGACAACAAGGAGCAUUCCAGACUCGCAUGCACUCCAGCCUUGGAGCUCGAAUUUUUGUGUACCAACAGCAUCUCGCCGUUUGUUAAUCCGCUGCGUGGCACUCGCCACGCGUUUUUGGGCCAUAAGCCCAGCUUUUCUAGUUGCACUCCAAACAGCGUAGAGAAUAACUCUGUUAGCGAUCAGGUCCUGUAUAGAAACUAGUGGGUACUCCAUCAUUUUGGAUAUGACUGUGCCGGCUUCUCUUGCCAUCGCCAGUUCCAUGUUUUUGAUUUCUUAUUGAUGAAGUAAACAGAACUCUUUGAACAA